Clarias gariepinus (North African catfish) is the source of this 3184-nucleotide messenger RNA. It is a transcript of the gene cherp, whose product is annotated as calcium homeostasis endoplasmic reticulum protein. Gene Ontology annotation, molecular function: RNA binding. Gene Ontology annotation, cellular component: perinuclear region of cytoplasm. The transcript has 19 exons. The record is from RefSeq and is a predicted model, not a curated record. Lineage: Eukaryota; Metazoa; Chordata; Actinopteri; Siluriformes; Clariidae. Bases 164 to 2986 code for a protein of 940 amino acids. Gene Ontology annotation, biological process: intracellular calcium ion homeostasis; RNA processing.
CGCGCUGAAGGAAGAAAAUGUUUCUGCUUCCGGUAGAUUCGGGUCUAAUUCAUGCAAAAAAAUAAAUUACUUAGCCAGCUCUUACAAAGAGCAUUUUCCUUAUCAUUAAGUGACUGUUAUAGAACAGUAUUUUUAUUCUGGACACCAACUGGCUCUAAACAUUAUGGAUAUCUCCACGCCUCCAGAAGAUCAAGAGCUACGAAACGUCAUAGAUAAACUGGCCCAGUUUGUGGCCCGCAAUGGACCCGAAUUUGAAAAGAUGACCAUGGAGAAACAAAAGGAUAAUCCAAAAUUCUCCUUUCUUUUUGGAGGAGAAUAUUUUGGCUACUACAAGUACAAGCUUGCUAUUGAGCAACAGCAGCAUCCAACCACUCAUGAUGAUGAAUAUAAAAUGGAAGUGCUUUGUAAGCCACUGGGUAAAGAAGCACCUGAUGGUCCACCACCGAUGACACUGCUUCCUCCUCCUCCAAUUCCUCCCAGCACCCCUUCGGUGGAAGAGCUGAUUCAGCAGAGUCAGUGGAACCUGCAGCAGCAGGAGCAGCACCUGCACAACCUGCGACAGGAGCAGGUAAACACAGCUAUUGUGCUUGCCAUGGAGCAACAGUUGCAGAAACUGUUGGUGGAAACACAGCUGGACAUGGCAGAGUUUGACAGCCUGCUUCAGCCAAUCAUUGACACAUGCACAAAGGAUGCCAUUUCUGCUGGAAAGAACUGGAUGUUUAACAAUGCCAAGUCCCCACAACAUUGUGAACUUAUGACUUCACACCUCCGCAACCGCAUAACAGCAGAUACAGCACACUUCGAGCUUCGCCUACACCUCAUCUAUCUUAUAAAUGAUGUCCUGCAUCACUGUCAGAGGAAAAACCAGAGGGAUCUUUUGGCUGCCCUGCAGAAGGUUGUGGUGCCGAUCUACUGCACCAGCUUCUUGGCCGUGGAGGAAGACAAGCAGCAGAAAAUUACACGGUUGCUCCAGUUAUGGGAGAAGAACGGUUACUUUGAUGAGAUCACCAUACAGCAGCUCCAGAGUCCGGCCCUGGGUUUGGGACAGUAUCAGGCUUCGCUGAUUACGGAGUAUGCUGCAGUGGUGCAGCCGGUUCAAUUGGCCUUCCAGCAGCAGAUCCAGACGUUGAAGACUCAGCAUGAGGAGUUUGUGGCCAACCUAAAGCAGCAACAGAGUGUCGCUGUGGCAGCAGCAGCAGCUGCUGUAGGCCAGUUAGCAACAUCAGAACCUGAGGGUAAAGGAGGGAACCAAUCCUCUUUGACAGCACAGCCCGCAGAUGUGAAGCCUCAAAUGACAGGCCCACCACAGACUGAUUAUGAUGGUUCUCAGACCAGACAGCCUGACUCCAAUACUUCUGCCUCUGAUAUGCCCUCUUCGAAGCCUGGCUGGUUUGAUCCCCAGCAUGGAAUGCCAUCCUGGAACCCUCAGCAACCUCCACCGUUUGACCCCACACAGGCUCCUCCUCCAUGCCCACCAUGGAACAGCCAUGAGGGGAUGUGGAAUGAGAGGGAGCCAAACUGGAGCAGUCCUCGAGAUGGUGGCCCGGGAGGACCAGGAGGCCCGGGAGGACCAGGAGGCCCGGGAGGUCCAGGGGGUCCGGGAGGACCAGGGGGUCCGGGAGGACCAGGAGGCCCAUGGAGUAGCCAAAAUGAACCUCCGCCUUCAUGGAGUGGGCAGUUCGAACAGCCACCCUGGAGCAACCAGCCUGAUCAGCCCCCUUGGAGCCAGAGAGAGCCACCUUUCCGCAUGCAGCGCCCCCCACACUUCCGGGGACCCUUCCCCCCACACCAGCAGCCGCCCCCGUUCAACCAGCCACCUCCUCCACAUAACUUCAACCGCUUCCCUCCACGCUUCAUGCAAGACGACUUCCCACCCCGGCAUCAUUUCGAACGGCCACCAUUUCCACCACAUCGGUUUGAUUACCCGCAAGGGGAUUUUCCUGGGGAAAUGGGUCCGCCACAUCACCAUCCAAAUCAGAGGAUUCCUCCCCCAGGAAUGGGUGAACAUCCUCCAUGGGGUAGUAACCAGCACCCAGACUUUGGGCCCCCACCACACGGCUUUAAUGGCCAGUCACAUCACAUUCGACGGCAGAAUCCUUCACAUGUGAACCAGGAUGACCCUAGUCUGGUGCCCAACGUCCCCUACUUCGACCUGCCUGCAGGCCUCAUGGCCCCUCUUGUAAAACUGGAAGAUCAUGAUUACAAGGCUCUGGACCCCAAAGACAUACGCUUGCCUCCUCCAAUGCCUCCUAGUGAGCGUCUGCUGGCUGCUGUGGAGGCCUUUUACAGUCCACCAUCCCAUGACAGACCCAGAAACAGUGAGGGUUGGGAGCAAAAUGGCCUGUAUGAGUUCUUCAGAGCGAAGAUGAGAGCAAGGAGGAAAAAGGAGCAAGAGAAACGCAACAGCACACGAGGCAGUCGUUCCCGUAGCCGUUCCCGUAGUCGAGGCAGAUCAUCAUCGCACUCCAGCUCCCGCUCCUCCAAAUCGUCACGUUCCAGGUCUUCCAGAUCACGUUCACGAUCACGCUCCUACUCCAGAUCUCGAUCCAGAAGCAGAAGUCGCUCCAGGUCAAGGUCCAGAAGCCGCUCUCGCUCCAGAUCACGUUCUAGAUCACGCUCACCUGACCGGCGACGACAGCCUGCAAAGUCCCGCAGCCCCACACCACCGUCCACCUCUGGCUUGGGCUCUGGACCCCCAGCUCAACCUACUGAUCAGAGGCUGGGCGAGGAGAACAAGGGCCAUCAGAUGCUCAUGAAAAUGGGAUGGAGUGGCUCUGGCGGGCUUGGCGCAAAAGAGCAAGGCAUUCAGGAUCCUAUUAAGGGAGGUGAUGUGCGGGACAAGUGGGAUCAGUACAAAGGUGUUGGAAUUGCCCUGGAUGACCCGUAUGUCAACUACAGAAGAAACAAAAGCUACAACUUUGUUGCACGGAUGAAAGCCAGAGAAAAAGUAAAUCGGGAUACGCAGGAACCUUCAACUACAGAAUGAUUCUUCAUAACACUUUUUUUUAUGUAAGGAAACCCGUCUUUGAUGUUGCCCUUUUGUUUGAAAUUGACCAGCCUUUGGGUGUUUUCAUUAUAAUAAUUCAAAAUUUAAUGUAGUUUAAACAUUAAGUAUCAUCACAGUCCAAUGGAAUUAGCUUAGAUUUAAUACCCAGCACAAGAUAAUAAAGAUGUUUUAAUCAUG